CUGGGGGCAGCCCGCCUAUUACCCCCUUGUAUUCCCAUCCUAAUAUUAUACAACCAGUACAGUCCAGAUAAUUCUCCACUAUCCGUCCACAGAGAUCACAUGACCACAUCAGUGAAGAUGGAGGAGGACCGGAGUCACAUGACUGAGAAGAUACUAAAACUCUCCCUGGAGAUCAUCUACCUGCUGACCGGAGAGGAAUUUCCUCUUCUGAGGUCAGGUGAUCAUGUGUUCAUCACAAGGUCUCCAUGUGGCCCCCAAAAACCCGAGAGACCCAACAUGGAGAAGAUUCUAGAAGUCACCAAGAAGAUGAUGGAGCUGCUGACAGGAGAGGUUCCUAUAAGGUGUCAGGAUGUCUCUGUCUAUCUCUCCAUGGAGGAGUGGGAGUAUCUAGAAGGACACCGGGAUCUCUACAAGGACGUCAUGAUGGAGGAUCAGCAGACGUUGAGUUGUGUGAAGGUUGUAGGAGAAGAAUUUCCCCGGAAUGAGACCAUAUUGAACUUCACCCUGGAGAUCAUCAGACUGCUGACUGGAAGGGUGCUUAUAGUGGUGGACAGCAUUGGGCGCCCUGACCGGUACAGCCCCAUACGCAGCAAACUGCGAUGCUCUGAUCUGAUGAAGAUGAAAGUUGAGGGUGAAGUAGAAGAGACGUAUGUGAGGGAUGAUCAGCAACAUACGGAGGAGGAUGGAAUGAUGAGGACACUCAUAGAGGAGGACACUCCUACAGAGAUCAGUACGGGACACGCCAUGGAGAAACCCUCAAAGGAUCCUCUGACUUUAUCUCCAGGUUGUAAGAUGGAAGAUGAGGACAUCACAGCAGAUUGUGCGGGAGAAGAGACAAUGAGCUCAGCUAUGGAUGGUGGACUUCACAGUGUGGAUAGAGCAUGGAAUCCCUCUGACUCUGAGCAACCUCGUCCUGUGGGGGAUGGUGCUGGAAUUCAGGGGGAGAAGACAUUUUCCUGCCCUGAGUGCGGGGAAAGUUUUACCUCUGAUUUUACUCUUAAUGAACAUCAGAAAUCUCACAUGGGGAAGAAGCCGUAUUCCUGUCCUGAGUGCGGGAAAAGUUAUUCAUGGAAAUCAGUACUUGUUAUACAUCAGAGGUCUCACACGGGUGAGAAGCCGUAUGCUUGCUCUGAGUGCGGGAAAUGUUUCUUCAAGCAGACCUAUCUUAAGACACAUCAGAGGUCUCACACGUGUGAGAAGCCGUAUGCUUGCUCUGAGUGCGGCAAAUGUUUUUCGCAGCAGACCCAUCUUAAGACACAUCAGAGAUCUCACACGGGUGAGAAGCCGUAUGCUUGCUCUGAGUGCAGCGAAUGUUUCUUGCAACAAAUCAGUCUUAAAAUACACCAGAGAUCUCACACGGGUGAGAAGCCGUAUGCUUGCUCUGAGUGCGGGAAAUGUUUUUCCAGGCAGAUCAAUCUUAAGACACAUCAGAGGACUCACACGGGUGAGAAGCCUUAUGCUUGCUCUGAGUGCGGCAAAUGUUUUUCCAGGCAGAACAAUCUUAAGACACAUCAGAGGACUCACACUGGUGAGAAGCCGUAUGCUUGCUCUGAGUGCAGCAAAUGUUUUUCCAAGCAGACCCAUCUUAAAACACAUCAGAGGUCUCACACGGGUGAGAAGCCGUAUGCUUGCUCUGAGUGCGGGAAACGUUUUUUGCGGCAGAUCAGUCUUAAAACACAUCAGAGGUCUCACACGGGUGAGAAGCCUUAUGUUUGCUCUGAGUGCGGCAAAGGUUUUUCGCAGCUGUGCCAUCUUAUUAGACAUCAGAGGUCUCACACGGGGGAGAAGACAUUUUCCUGCCCUGAGUGCGGGGAAAGUUUUACCUCUGAUUUUACUCUUAAUGAACAUCAGAAAUCUCACAUGGGGAAGAAGCCGUAUUCCUGUCCUGAGUGCGGGAAAAGUUAUUCAUGGAAAUCAGUACUUGUUAUACAUCAGAGGUCUCACACGGGUGAGAAGCCGUAUGCUUGCUCUGAGUGCGGGAAAUGUUUCUUCAAGCAGACCUAUCUUAAGACACAUCAGAGGUCUCACACGUGUGAGAAGCCGUAUGCUUGCUCUGAGUGCGGCAAAUGUUUUUCGCAGCAGACCCAUCUUAAGACACAUCAGAGAUCUCACACGGGUGAGAAGCCGUAUGCUUGCUCUGAGUGCAGCGAAUGUUUCUUGCAACAAAUCAGUCUUAAAAUACACCAGAGAUCUCACACGGGUGAGAAGCCGUAUGCUUGCUCUGAGUGCGGGAAAUGUUUUUCCAGGCAGAUCAAUCUUAAGACACAUCAGAGGACUCACACGGGUGAGAAGCCUUAUGCUUGCUCUGAGUGCGGCAAAUGUUUUUCCAGGCAGAACAAUCUUAAGACACAUCAGAGGACUCACACUGGUGAGAAGCCGUAUGCUUGCUCUGAGUGCAGCAAAUGUUUUUCCAAGCAGACCCAUCUUAAAACACAUCAGAGGUCUCACACGGGUGAGAAGCCGUAUGCUUGCUCUGAGUGCGGGAAACGUUUUUUGCGGCAGAUCAGUCUUAAAACACAUCAGAGGUCUCACACGGGUGAGAAGCCUUAUGUUUGCUCUGAGUGCGGCAAAGGUUUUUCGCAGCUGUGCCAUCUUAUUAGACAUCAGAGGUCUCACACACGGUUGAAGUUGUAG
Messenger RNA from Nanorana parkeri, 2634 nucleotides. RefSeq names its product oocyte zinc finger protein XlCOF6-like. Gene Ontology annotation, molecular function: RNA polymerase II cis-regulatory region sequence-specific DNA binding; DNA-binding transcription activator activity, RNA polymerase II-specific. The transcript is spliced from 7 exons. NCBI's taxonomy places the organism in Eukaryota, Metazoa, Chordata, Amphibia, Anura, Dicroglossidae. Gene Ontology annotation, cellular component: nucleus. The record is from RefSeq and is a predicted model, not a curated record. The coding region runs from base 100 to 2634 and encodes 844 amino acids. Gene Ontology annotation, biological process: regulation of transcription by RNA polymerase II.